AUGAGCUUGCUCGGAUCGGUGCAUGAUGCUGCGCAUCUCAAGUUGCUGGGCAUCACAGCCUACAGCGGCAAGGUAACCUAUGACAAGUGGCAAGUGGAUAAAAAGGAGGAAGAUGAACUGCGACGACAGAAGAUCGCAAGAGCAUUGAAUCCAGAUGGUUGGAGGCAAGAGCUUUUCCAGGAGGAUGAACUGGAGCAGAGGAAGCAAGAACAGCAACAACCCAGCAACAAGGUCAAGGAUGUUCUCAAAGAGAUUUACAGCGCCGACGAUCCAGAUGGUCUUACAGAUGGGUUUGAUGCAUACGCUCGACCAGGACGUGCCACAAGAGCCAAGGCUAAAGCAGGUCCGAAGCGAAUUCGGAAGACCCGAGGAGCUCGAUGA
Symbiodinium sp. CCMP2456 is the source of this 381-nucleotide messenger RNA. Lineage: Eukaryota; Dinophyceae; Suessiales; Symbiodiniaceae. The record is from the annotation of a GenBank genome assembly.